Molecule: messenger RNA, 3468 nt
Organism: Lotus japonicus
Lineage: Eukaryota; Viridiplantae; Streptophyta; Magnoliopsida; Fabales; Fabaceae
Product: transportin MOS14
Exons: 27
Coding region: 227-3109 (960 amino acids)
Biological process (GO): protein import into nucleus
Cellular component (GO): cytoplasm; nuclear membrane
Molecular function (GO): small GTPase binding
Source: RefSeq, a predicted model, not a curated record
AAAAACGAUCGAUCGCCAUCAUCAUCCUCUUCCUCACCGGGCGCCAAAAACCCCUUUCGUCGCUUUAUCAACAAACCUGACUCAUUUCAAACCACGACGACGACGAAGCACUCACUCACCAAAUUCCAAAAUCCAAAACAGAUAGAGAUAAACCAGAGCUCAGAGAGAAAGAGAAAGAGAAAGAGAGAUUCAGCUUUGGUUUCCGCGAUUCGAUUUCGAUUUGACCAUGGAGCUUCAGAAUACUGUGAAAGAAGCCCUAAAUGCACUGUACCAUCACCCUGAUGAUACCGUUCGCAUGCAAGCCGAUCGCUACCUCCAGGAAUUCCAGCGAACUUUGGAUGCGUGGCAGGUGGCUGAUAAUUUGCUUCAUGAUCCCAGUAGCAAUCUGGAAACCUUGAUAUUUUGCUCGCAGACUUUACGAAGCAAGGUUCAACGGGACUUUGAGGAACUACCUGCGACAGCAUUCCGGCCUUUGCGCGACUCAUUAAAUAACUUGCUGAAAAAGUUUCAUAAGGGUCCUCCAAAAGUCAGAACUCAGAUUAGCAUUGCAGUGGCUGCAUUGGCUGUCCACGUGCCUGCAGAAGACUGGGGGGAUGGUGGUAUAGUGAAAUGGCUUAGGGAUGAGAUGGAUUCCCAUCCUGAAUAUAUACCGGGAUUCUUGGAGCUACUUACAGUUUUACCGGAGGAAGUAUUAAACUAUAAGAUAGCAGCUCGUCCAGAAAGGCGCCGUCAAUUUGAAAAAGAGCUUACUUCUCAAUUGGAGGUUGCUCUUAAUAUCUUGACAGCUUGUUUGGCUAUUUCUGAGCUUAAGGAGCAGGUUCUUGAGGCAUUUGCUUCGUGGCUUCGCCUAAAGCAUGGGAUUCCCGGAUCUGUUCUUAGUUCUCAUCCAUUAGUCUUGACAGCACUGUCAAGCUUAAAUUCUGAUUUACUGUCAGAGGCUUCUGUAAAUGUGAUUUUGGAGUUGAUACACUACACUGCUGUGGCAAACAUAGAUGGUGUUUCUGCAAAUAUGCCCUUGAUUCAAGUCAUUGUACCUCAAGUUAUGAAUCUGAAAGCACAGCUUAGUGAUUCUACAAAGGAUGAGGAAGAUGUGAAGGCGAUUGCUAGGUUAUUUGCGGAUAUGGGUGAUUCUUAUGUGGAACUAAUCGCUACUGGUUCAGAUGAAUCAAUGUUAAUCGUGCAGGCCUUGUUGGAAGUUGCUUCACAUCCUGAAUAUGAUAUUGCUUCAAUGACUUUCAACUUUUGGCAUAGUCUUCAGUUGAACUUGACUAAAAAGGAGUCCUAUAUCUCAUAUGGUACUGAAGCAUGCAUUGAAGCUGAGAGAAAUAGGAGGCUGCAGGUUUUUCGUCCUGCUUAUGAGUCGCUUGUCUCACUGGUUAGCUAUCGGGUUCAAUAUCCUGAAGAUUAUCAAGACCUUUCAUAUGAGGAUCUUAAGGAAUUUAAGCAGACUAAAUAUGCUGUUGCGGAUGUAUUAACGGAUGCAGCAUCAGUUCUUAGUGGUGAUGCCACACUUAGAAUUCUUUACAUGAAACUUCUUGAGGCUGUAUCUGGCCAUGGUAAUAGUGAACAAAAGGAAUGGCGUCCAGCAGAGGCUGCUUUGUUCUGUAUUCGGGCUAUAUCCAAUUAUGUUUCAGUUGUUGAAGCAGAAGUAAUGCCUCAGAUCAUGGCUUUACUUCCAAAGCUUCCUCACCAACCCCAACUACUUCAGACAGUGUGUUUAACUAUUGGAGCAUAUUCAAAAUGGCUUGAUUCUGCAUCCUGUGGAGUGUCUAUACUCCCUUCAGUGUUAGAUAUCCUAAUGAAUGGCAUGGGUACAUCUGAAGACUGCGCAGCUGCUGCCGCCUUGGCUUUUAGACACAUCUGUGAUGACUGCCGGAAAAAGCUUUGUGGAUGCUUAGAGGGUCUAUUCCACAUCUACAAUAGGUCAGUUAAUGGGGAAGAUAGUUUCAAAGUUCCUGCUGAGGACUCGUUGCAUCUGGUUGAAGCAUUAAGUAUGGUUGUUACUGAGCUCCCUCCAGAUGAUGCUAAGAGAGCUCUUGAGGCAUUAUGCAUACCAGUCAUAUCUCCUUUACAGGAAGCUAUCAAUCAAGGUCCAGAAGUCUUAAAUAAAAGACCGUCUCGUCAGUUAACAAUUCAUAUAGAUCGAUUUGCGUACAUCUUUAGGUAUGUAAAUCAUCCUCAAGUUGUGGCAGAUGCUAUUCAACGUCUCUGGCCAAUUUUUAAAGCUAUUUUUGAUCUUCGUGCUUGGGACAUGAGAACAAUGGAAUCUCUCUGCCGAGCAUGUAAAUAUGCAGUGAGAACUUCUGGAAGGUUCAUGGGGCUCACAAUUGGUGCCAUGCUGGAAGAGAUUCAGAGUCUAUAUAGGCAGCACCACCAGCCAUGCUUUCUUUAUCUUUCUAGUGAAGUUAUAAAGAUAUUUGGUUCUGAUCCAUCUUGUGCUGACUACCUGAAGAGUUUGAUUGAGGCACUAUUCCAGCACACAACUCGUCUUCUCACAAAUAUUCAGGAAUUCACAGCCCGGCCUGAUAUAGCAGAUGACUGUUUUCUGUUGGCUUCAAGGUGUAUUCGCUACUGUCCUCAGCUAUUUAUUCCCUCAUCUGUUUUUCCCUCAUUAGUUGAUUGCUCUAUGAUUGGGAUCACAGUACAGCAUAGAGAGGCUUCCAAUUCCAUAUUGCAUUUCUUGGCUGAUAUUUUUGAUCUUGGAAACUCAACUGUUGGGGAGCAAUUUAUACCCUACAGAGAUAGUGUAAUUAUUCCUCGAGGUCCCAGCAUUACCAGAAUUUUGAUUGCUUCAUUAACUGGAGCACUUCCGAAAUCUCGAGUUGAUGUGGUAGCGUACACAUUACUGUCAUUAACUCGAUCAUAUGGGAUGCAAGCAGUGGAAUGGGCAAAGAAAUGUGUUGUUUUAAUUCCAUCAACAGCUGCCACAGACGUGGAACGAUCAAGAUUCUUAAAAGCACUUUCUGAUGUGGCUUCUGGGGGUGAUACUAAUGGACUAUCUGUUCCCAUUGAAGAGCUUGCGGAUGUCUGCCGGCGCAACAGAGCAGUUCAGGAAAUAGUUCAAGAAGCUUUGAGACCACUGGAGCUGAAUUUGGUGAGUGUAUCAUAGAGGAUUGGUAAAAAUGCCUUAUUCUGGGAGGGCCAUUUUGUUAAGGUCCUGAGUCUGCUGGUUAGGCUAGUUGGUUGUGUAUUAUAUCUUAUAUUCAAUUUUUUUUAUCCAUCAUUCUCCAAUUUUUUAGGAGAAUUUGCCCCUCCAUAUUCUGCUGUGUUGGCCCUAAAAUUGAAUGGGGUGCUGUAUCUUUUUAUUGUGGGUUUGGUGAGUGGUGUCAUUUAUCCUGGUUGUCAUUUUUGGGGGGGCGUAGGUUACAAGGUAUACAAUUGUAAUUUAAGGAAAACAGGAAAAAAGCGGGGGGAAAUAGAGUACAAUGCUACAAUUAUUUUAGUUUUAAAUGAAUGUCGAUUUUAGAA